GAUACAGGUACAUCUGCUAUUUUCCCCCUGGUUCCCUGCUGUUCACUGGCCCAGAGUAUGCAAGAAAAUAUCCUAAUUGGCUGCAUUAUAAUAGGUUCAGUAAAGCCAGAGACAAUUGAGUGGACAACAAAAGAUAAAAGUCAAGUUAAUGAAAAAAGAUAUGAUGCUGCUCAAAUCAGCAUUCUGGCCAUUCCAUCUCAGGAUUGGAACAAUAAGCAUUUUACCUGCUCUAUCAAGGAAGAUAAUACAAAUAAAAAGUUCGACCUACAAAGAAGGUGCGGAAAAAGCUAUUCAGAUCCCAUAGUUGAGACCUUGAUAUCUUCCUGUGCAGCUAUAGAUAUAGUACCUCUGACUUGUUUUGUUACCAACUUUAGGCCAAAUGUAACUAAACUGGUCUGGCUUAGAAAUGGUGUCGCUGAAAAUAAUUAUGUUGGAUUCAGCCCUGAAUUAGACAAUGCACAUAUUGUUAUGGGAAAGAGCAUUAAGAAUGUGUCAAGUGAAAGCUGGAAUAAAGAGGAUAUAUAUACAUGUCAGGUGACCUCCCAUGAUAAAUCAAUCAUCAGGAACAUCAGCAGAUGUUCAGCAUGCCAGAGCACCUCUGGGGAUCCUGUUGUAAUACUGGAUCAGCCAACAAAUGAAGAAUUGUUUUCUAAUGAAGGCAAAAUUACUUGCACAGUCUUUGGGAGUAAAUUGGAUAUCAAGGAAGUAUACGUAAAAAGAAACGGGAUUAAAGUCAACACUGAAGACAACAAAACACAAGAUGAUAAACAUGUAAAGAUCACUUACAAGAUUACACUUGAACAAUGGGAAUCAACCACAGAAUUAUCAUGUGUGGCUACCAAGUAUUGCACUAGCACAGACACUGAAAAGACUAUAAAAAUAGAAAAGAAAAAGACAGAGCCUAAAGACUUCAAAAUCCCAUCCGUCUCUGUGUCCAGACUUUACCACCAUGAAUUUCAGGAAGGGGAAUGGAUCACUCUGAUCUGCAAAGUCACUGGAUUUUACCCAGAAGAGAUUGGUAUCAAGUGGGAAAAUAAGAAUAAGGGGGUCAGUGCAUCUUCAUAUACCAGAAGUCCAGUGAGUUGUUCUGAGAAAAGCUGCUCUGCCUUUAGUCUCUUGAAAUUUUCCAAGAAGGAGGAAAUAGGAGGGUACCAAUGUGUUAUACAGCACAAGAGCUUAAAACAGCCCAACCGAAGGAUUUCCCAAAAAGUAACAGAGACCCAAAGAGAACCUUCUGUUCUUGUUCUUCAAUCUUCUGAUUCGGAGGAGAAAAAAACUCUUGCCUGUAUUGCGGAUGGACACUUUCCCAAGGACAUAAAGAUUGAAUGGAAACUUCAUGAUGGAAGUACACUUCCUUCCUCAACUGAAACAGACUACAAGAACAAUGGGACCUUCAGAACAAUUUGUAGCAUUCCAGUUAAGAAAGACUAUUGGGCCAUGGGCCAUACCUACAAAUGUGAAGUCACACAUAAAUCUAUAGUGAAAAAGAUAGUGAAGAACAUUAAUGCAUUUGGUCUCUUUGCUAGUAAGACUUCACAUGUUUCUUGUGUGACCAAUGCCAUCAAUGCUUCCAUAAAGUGGAUUUUAGAUGGGAAGCCAAGAUUACAAAAUGAUAGUAAGGAACAAAUAAUCCAUAAUAAUAGGACCUGGAUCAAAAGCACCAUUAGCAUUGGCUUUAAAGAAUGGAAUGCAGCUUCCAAUUUUAGCUGUAUGUUGGAUGUUCCAAAGGAACUGCCACAAAGCCAGUUGAAGACAUACAAGACCCAAAGAGAACCCUCUGUUCUUGUACUUCAAUCUCCUGAUUCUGAGGAAAGGAAAACACUUGUCUGUAUUGCGGAUGGACACUUUCCCAAAGAAAUAAAGGUUGAAUGGAAAGUUCAUAAUGAAAGUCUAGAUUCUUCUUAUAAUGAAACAGAGUACAAGAGUGAUGGGACAUACAGAACAAUGUGUAGCAUUGAAGUUAGCAAAGAUGAUUGGGCCAAAGGUCAUACCUACACCUGUGAAGUCUCACAUAAAUCCAUCUCUAAAAACAUAGUUAAGACCAUUAAUGCUUUAGGUCUGCUUGUUGAUAAGACUGCACAUAUUUCAUGUGUCACCAAUGCCAUCAAUCCUUCCAUAAAAUGGAUUUUAGAUGGAAAGCCAAGAUCCCAAAAUGAUAGCAAAGAACAAAUUAUACACAACAAUAGGACCUGGUUCAAAAGCACAGUUAGCAUUGACCUUGAAGGAUGGAAUGCGACUUCCAAUUUUAGCUGUAUGUUAGAUCUUCCACAAGAACCAAAGCUAAAUGUCUUAAGAACGUAUAAUACUACGCAGCCUACCGAUACUCCUUUUAUUUACCAAGAUGAAGGAGGAGAGGAGCUCAGUGACACAGAAGAUACCAGUAGUGUGUGGACAACAUCAACCACUUUUAUUACUCUUUUUUUAAUUACCAUUGUAUACAGCACCUUUGUUACAUUCAUUAAGGUGAAAUAAGUACCAAGAAGGAAACUGACUAUUUCAUCAACUAUUCUACUUUACCUGCACUACUACUCACCUCACUUCUAUAACUUGUAAGCUGGUGCUAGCAGGGUCCCAUUCCCUAAUAUAUCAGUUUGUUUGUUACUUAUUAUAUACCCUUAUGUGCAGUGCUACUCAAUAUCUUGGUGCUUUAUAAACAAAUGUAACCGGCAGCAUAAGCUUUCUUGUGUCAUGAAAAAUCCUGUGCAGCCAGAAUAAAUUACAAUCACAGGCAAAGUCUGUAUGCCGAUAACUUCCUCAGGGACUAACACACGAACAUCGCUUUUGUGGAGUCAGUUAAAUAUUUUUAUUUUUAAAGCCUUGGUGCCAUUGCUUAGUUUUGUUAAUUUUAAGAUAAACAAUCCUAAGUAAAAAUGAAAACCUUCUUGCUUCCACCCAAUAAUACUAACACAGUUAUGCCUUUGAGAAAAGAAUGUCAUUCUUCAUUUAAGAAUAAAACUACUCUCCUCAACCAUAAAAAUAAAAGAUUGUCUUUAUUAAACCAAACUGA
Molecule: messenger RNA, 3007 nt
Organism: Xenopus tropicalis (tropical clawed frog)
Lineage: Eukaryota; Metazoa; Chordata; Amphibia; Anura; Pipidae
Product: Ig heavy chain C region, membrane-bound form
Exons: 10
Coding region: 58-2472 (804 amino acids)
Source: RefSeq, a predicted model, not a curated record